CUAUAAGGUGGGGCUGCUGUUUUUUUGUGGUUCUAUGGGAGUGAACCUGUCACAGCAGCAUUUGCAAACAGCUUCUCAUCAAACAGUUUGUAGAGAAGAACAGAGAUUACAGAUGAACCUCUUUGAAGCAUCAAAAGAGACGGACAAUGGGCAACUCAAUCACUAGAACGGAGAAGCCCAAAUCGGGGGUCAUCUAACCUCUUUCAAGCGUAGCCAACAAGGAGUGGCAAGAAAUUUUACAUCGACAUUUGGAAACCAAGAAGACAAACCUUGGUUAUUAUUUUUUUUUUCUUGUAGAAGACAGCAAGUCCAACACAAAAAAAUGGAUAAAUUUCGGAUGAUCUUCCAGUUCCUGCAGUCCAACCAGGAAUCUUUUAUGAAUGGGAUAUGUGGUAUUAUGGCAUUGGCAAGUGCCCAUCUCUACACCGCUUUUGAUUUCAAUUGCCCUUGCCUUCCAAAUUACAACUUGACUUACGGGAUGGGUGUCCUCUGCGUUCCGCCUAUUGUGCUGUUUCUACUUGGGUUUGUAAUGAACAAUAACGUGUCCAUGUUGGCGGAAGAAUGGAAGAGGCCCACUGGCAUGAGGCAAAAAGACUCAGCCGUCCUACGCUAUAUGUUCUGCUCGAUGACCCAGCGGGCGCUGAUCGCCCCGGCCGUGUGGGUAUCCGUGACGUUAUUACACGGCGAGUGUUUUAUAUGUGCCUUUAGCACGUCGGUGCCCGUGGAGAAGCUCGGAAAUAUGACAGGUGUGAAUUUGUCGGAGAAAGAGAUUAAAAGAAUACUGGCCAGGAUUCCAUGCAAAGAGAUUUAUGAUGGACAUCACAUUAUUGGACAAGAAGUGGCGUCUAGGUACUUACGGUGCAUUUCCCAGGCAUUCGGCUGGACCUUUGUUCUGCUGAUGACCUUCUUUGCGUUCCUUGUCAGAGCCAUUCGGCCAUGCUUCACCCAAGCGGCCUUCCUGAAAAGCAAAUACUGGUCCCAUUACAUUGACAUAGAGCGCAAGCUUUUUGACGAGACAUGCACGGAACACGCAAAGAGCUUUGCCAAGCUAUGUAUCCAGCAGUUUUUCGAGACGAUAAACAGGGACAUGAACCUGUCCCACAGCCAUAUUCUGGAGAAGACCCUGGAACCAGAAGAAGAUGAGAAGCUGCUGGGAAUCACAAACCAAGGAACGAUGAAUAAACUCUUAAAGAACUGGCACAAAUGUAAGCCCCCGCUUAACCUCAAUAAGUAUGAAGACCACAAUGGUAACGGUUGUAUCAAAGAAAAUCACCAUUUAAAUGACCUAAGCGUCCCUAAGAAGGAAUUUAUAACAUAUUACAGUAAAGUCUGAAGAUUUGAUGGUUAACAUUAAAUAGAAGAUACAUGAUUCGAUCUUUUUAAUGGAAAUCUGCCUGCAGGAACUCAACGGAGAGUAACGGAUCACUGAAUAAACGUGACUUGCUGUGGCACAGGGACGGCUAACCCAUUUGUGGAUAAUGGGAGACAAAGUUCAACCGCAUCGAGAAGGUCAAAAGUUGGCCGAAAUGUUCUAGCUUCAUCGUGCAUAUGACUUCUUUGAGUAGAAGUUACCGUGAUGUCAUGCGUCUGAUGCCGUAUCCCCUCUAAGGAGAGCGACCCCAGCCCUUAUGUGGCAUUUUGAGAGGUUGUUUUGAGCACCUUUGUGUUCCGAGCAGCUUGUGUUAAGUUGUGUCCUUCCUUAACGGUUUUAACCCCUUAAUGACAAAAUGCAUUGGUUUCAAUGGGUUUAGGGUACCGCCCAUUGUCCUUAAGGGGUUAAUGCUGGACCUUAGAGGAAAUACAGGACAUGUAAAUUAGAGAGUUUCGAUUAAAAAAAUAUGCGAUUAUCAGAGACUUUAAAUCCAGAACCAUAGUUAUUUGUGUAACGUGUUUUCCUCUUUAAUUGUUAAA
Molecule: messenger RNA, 1911 nt
Organism: Spea bombifrons (plains spadefoot toad)
Lineage: Eukaryota; Metazoa; Chordata; Amphibia; Anura; Pelobatidae
Gene: CALHM1
Product: calcium homeostasis modulator 1
Exons: 2
Coding region: 323-1333 (336 amino acids)
Molecular function (GO): monoatomic cation channel activity
Source: RefSeq, a predicted model, not a curated record